UAAAUAUAUUAACAUUCUACAGAUUCUAAGUCAAAUAACAAUCAGAAAAAAUAGCUGAAAUUGUUUCUUAUUAUCGCUACUGUCUUUUUGUUUUUAUUGUCUGAAUACGAUAAAAAAUGGUAUAUAUUCGAUGAUAAAAACAGUGAAUUAACACUUAAUUGAUACAAACUGUAUGUGUAUAUUUAUUGUCCUUAAACAUUUCCCUUCGAUCACGUGGUUUCAUGUGGUUUCAUCAAAACCACGUCAUUUUAGUUUUAAUAUAGAACAAUACGAUAAUAGUUAUCGUUAUUUUUUCUCUGACUUUGUUUCUUCUAAUACUUCUAUAUAGAUAAGUUAAAAUAUAUAAAGCUAAAAUAUUUUUAUUUAUAUUUAUUUUCGGUCUAAGUAAAUGUGGAAUUUAUCAAGUUCUUUUUAUUAUCGAUUAUUAAAAAAAUUGAAAAACUUAUGUGAUUUUUUUAUAUAAAUGUGCAGAAAUAUAUUUUCAAUAUUAGUCGAUUGAUAAUUCAAUAAUUGUAUUAAAAUUCAAUUAGAAUGCAUAAAAAAAGAGAAAUUCAUAUCUGAAUUACUUUUCUUAAGAAUACUUGAACAAAGCGUUUUCCAUUUUUGAUAUUAGUGAUUAAGCAAUAAGAAUGCGGAAAAAACAUUUAACCAUUUGAAGUGAUAAUGAUUUGUUGACGAAUUAUUUACAUACAAUGACUGGAGCAGUUUAAUCCAAUACUUUGUUUCGUACAUUAGUAUUCUAGCAAUAGUAAUUUCAUUUUUCGGAAUAAUUGUCACGAAAUUCAAUUAAAAGUUGAUUAUUCUUUUUGUUCAUCAGAAAUAUAUGAAUAAAUAAUAUUAAAAAUAAAAAAUAUAUUGUGACAAGUGUGUAAUUGAUUUUUAAAACAGAAAUUAUGAAGUUUAAGAGAUAAAUUAUGUAUUGAUGUGUUAUUUUGAAUCAAAAACCGAAAAAAAUAAAGACACCGCGUGUUUGAAUUAAAAAAAUAAAAAAGAAGUUAUACUUAUGUAAAAAAGAAAUUAUGGAUGAAAACAAGAAAGAAAACAAAUUGGAAGUGAUAGAAGAAGUGGUGGUGAAAGAUAUUACGUUUUCUACCGAUACAAUAGAUAAAAAAUCUCAAGCAUAUAAACAAUCCAAUACUUAUGCUGCAAAAAAAACUGUAGCACAAGGUAUGAUGGAUGUUGCCCUAAUCACUGCCAAUGCAAAUCAAUUAAGAUAUCUGAUUGAAUAUCAACGAGAGAGUCCUACAUUUUAUUUGAUUAUGAGUUUAAUAAUCAUCAGUCUUUUUCUUCAGGUGGCCGUAGGAAUUAGUCUGAUUUUCAAAGGUCGAUUUGAUAUAAAAGGACAAUCAAAAUCAUUACAAGCACGAAAAAUCAAUAAUUACGUAGUAAUCGGUGUUUUUCUAAUAACUAUCAUAAAUGUAUUCAUUGCCGCGUUUAGUAUAUCUGUUUCUCCUACGUUACCACAAACAACAACAAAUAAUAAUAAAAUGUAAAUACAUUUUUUAUAUUGAUCUUUGGAAAAAAAAUUC
Apis mellifera (honey bee) is the source of this 1529-nucleotide messenger RNA. Its product is annotated as ninjurin-2. Gene Ontology annotation, biological process: cell adhesion; tissue regeneration. Gene Ontology annotation, cellular component: membrane. Bases 1020 to 1493 code for a protein of 157 amino acids. NCBI's taxonomy places the organism in Eukaryota, Metazoa, Arthropoda, Insecta, Hymenoptera, Apidae. The transcript is spliced from 2 exons. The record is from RefSeq and is a predicted model, not a curated record.